AUGGCAGCGUUCUGCGGUCGGCACCUACCAGCGCAGCUGGUUAUAGACUCAACUCAGAAUACUCCCGAAGUGGCAGCGUUCUGUGGGCGGCACCUACCAGCGCAGCUCGCAACGGCUCUCGAGGCCAACCCGGGGGACAUUCCCAAGGCUCUCAUAUCCACCUUCUUUAGGAUGGACGAGAUGAUGGCGCGCGAGGAGCACCGGGCGGAGCUGCAGCAGCUGGCGAGCGAGGGGAAGGAGAGUGAGGACGCGCGGCUGAGACAGGAGGAGCGAGAAGCGCGCCGAGGCGAGGGCGAACGCAGCGCGCUCGUUGCCUCUGUGUUCGGGGCUGGUGAGGAGGAGGAGGAGGAAGAGGAGGAAGAGGAGGAAGAGGAGGAAGAGGGGGAAGAGGAGGAAGAAGGGGAAGAUGAGGAGGAGGAGGAGGGGGAAGAGGAGGAGGAAGAGGAGGAAGGGGAGGAGGUUGAGGAGGGUGAGGAGGAAGAAGAAGAGGAUGAGGAGGAUGAGGAAGGGGAAGAGGCGGAUAGUGAUGAAGAGGAGAGCGGCAAGGGGAAGGAGACGGGGAAGGAGGGUGGGAGUGGUGCAGAGAAGGCUGAGAGUAGUGGAGAGAAGGUGGAGAAUGGUGGAGAGAAGGGGGAGAGUGGUGGAGAGAAGGUGGAGAGUGGUGGAGAGAAGGGGGAGAAUGGUGGAGAGAAGGUGGAGAAUGGUGGAGAGAAGGGGGAGAAUGGUGGAGAGAAGGUGGAGAGUGGUGGAGAGAAGGUGGAGAGUGGUGGAGAGAAGGUGGAGGGCGGUGAGGAGAAGGGCAGGCCUGUCCCAACUCCCCCAACCACCACCCUCUCCCUCCCUCGCCCCACACGCACCCACCAGCCAAUAUUCAUGAUCAAUAGAGGGACAGGGGCACCCCAAAAAGCUUAUCAUGGGCCCGAGGCGGGGUGCACGGUGGUGGUAGCAGUGGUGGCAGGGAAACAGCUCGUGGUGGCGAAUGCGGGCGACUCGCGGUGUGUGCCAAUCUUUAUGGUCAAGAAAACGACACCCCAGAAGGCCUAUCGGGGCCCCGAGGCGGGGUGCACGGCGGUGGUAGCAGUGGUGGCGGGGAGGCAGCUGGUGGUGGCGAAUGCGGGCGACUCGCGGUGUGUGGUGAGCCGGGGAGGAGAGGCGGUGGAGAUGUCGCGAGAUCACAAGCCCACCAUGCCGGAGGAGCGCAGGAGAAUUGAGCAGUCGGGGAAGUUCGUGUCGGACGGCCGGAUAGACGGCUGCCUCAACCUCUCCCGUGCCCUAGGUAAACCCUUCCCACACCGCCCUGCACGCGCCCCCCCUCCUCCCUCCCCGCCCUCUUCCCCUCCUCGUCCUCCCUUUGCUUAG
Molecule: messenger RNA, 1359 nt
Organism: Closterium sp. Naga37s-1
Lineage: Eukaryota; Viridiplantae; Streptophyta; Zygnematophyceae; Desmidiales; Closteriaceae
Source: the annotation of a GenBank genome assembly